Messenger RNA from Temnothorax curvispinosus, 4453 nucleotides. RefSeq lists its product as uncharacterized. NCBI's taxonomy places the organism in Eukaryota, Metazoa, Arthropoda, Insecta, Hymenoptera, Formicidae. Bases 308 to 2320 code for a protein of 670 amino acids. Gene Ontology annotation, cellular component: cytoplasm. The record is from RefSeq and is a predicted model, not a curated record. The transcript has 11 exons. Gene Ontology annotation, molecular function: protein kinase inhibitor activity. Gene Ontology annotation, biological process: intracellular signal transduction; negative regulation of protein tyrosine kinase activity.
CAGGUUCGAGUUCGGUUCCGUUAUCACGCGACCGCGGAUGACAUUUCCACUAUUUCCAGGUUCGUGAGAGCUCUCCGGCUAGGAGUAGAGGCUAGGAGCUAGGAGGAAGGCGGAGGAAGGCGCAUGCCUUCCCGUCGAGCAUCGAGCGCGCACUCGCGCAGCGCGUGGCGAGUGGCGACGGCCCUGGCACACCGCGGUGAUACGCUUUGACACUUUGACAUCCAACAUGGCCACCUGAUGUCUAGCAGACGAUACACACAGGUGGCAUGGGAGAGCUGUAAAUAAAAUCCACCCUCUAGAUUUAAUUAUGAGCGGACGUGUGCAGAAGGAGAGUGCCGAUGAUUUCGAUCGCGUUGACGAUGCAGUGGACCCGCGAGUGCAGAUUGAACUUGAAAGAUUGAACACAGCUACGGACGAUAUUAAUAAACUAGAAGUUGAUUUAGAUGAAGCAAGAGCAACCUUUAGAGAAUUAUUAUGCGAAUCAACAAUCAAGAUUGACACUUUGGCUAAGAAACUUGGAGCUUGCAUUGAAAAAUCCAGACCAUACUAUGACGCCAGGUUUAAAGCGAAAGAGGCAUUACAAGAAACGCAGAAGGCUGCGAUUAGAUUUGAGAGAGCCAACAGUCAGCAUGCAGCAGCUAAGGAAAUGGUUUAUUUAGCCGAGGAAGGACUACGGACCGAAGGAAGAUGUUUUGAUCACGCUUGGCAGGAAAUGUUGAAUCAUGCUACGUCACGAGUUAAUGAGUCGGAGCACGAGAGAGCUCUCUCUGAAGCGGAGCAUAGACGUACGACUGUAUUAUAUCACAAAGUGGAACACGAAGUUCAAAGGUUGCAGCGUGAUUUGAAGCGUACUAUUGCCAAAUCUAGUAUGGGUGCACGCCGCAGCUUGCUUCUGAUAAACAGUAUCGCCUACAGGCACAACUUGCUCAUGUUGCCUUACUAUGAGAUGAGAGCGCACUUUAAUCAAAUGUUGGAGGAGCAGAAGAUGAAGGUCAGUGCGCUGGAGAGAUCAGUUGGCGAAGCAAAAGCUUCGUACGCGGAAGCGUUACGAAAUCUGGAAAAGAUCAGCGACGAGAUUCACAGGACGAGAAGAUACGAUGGUACGGACGAGUACGAUAAGAGUGCACGAGACGCAUCCGAUCGCUCCACCGCGCAAAUUAAUACGGCAACUCCAACGGAUUCCAGCGUAACUGGAUCCCCGGACAGCACGGAUUACACUAGCGACGAAUAUUUACGUCUCCCCGACAAGAUGAGUCCGAACGCGCUAUGUCCCAUGCCUACAAGAAUCGAGAGAGAUUCAUCGUCGGAGUACCUGGGCCUAAAUAAUUUGAACCUUUCAUCUACCGAACCUCGUAAAUAUAUAAAACGGGACCGUCCACGAAGCAUCGCCGCGACCGACUCGAAACAUAUCGUAUCUCUAAAUCAUACUAGUUCUUCUGCACCAGGCCUGACGGAUCUGUCGGGCAUUAUAUCUCCGGUCGAGAAGAGAGUGAAGAUUCAGACGCCCGUAAAUGACCGCAAGAAUAAAUCUAAUUCUCAAAAUGGGGAGGAAUGGACGGAAAUUAGCCUGAACAAUUCGCCGGACGAGAUUUACUACAAUAAUGACGUGUACUCCGACGAGGAAGACCAAAUCCCCUACAAACCGUUACCGAUGGAUCUAAGUCCGGAACUUGCUCAGGCAAUUAAUAUCGCCGCCGAGCCGCCGAAAGAACAAAUCAAUCGAAAAAGAUUAGUAACGCAAAAAUCUUUACCCACAAUGUCGAAAGUAAACGAAGUUACUUUAACCGAAGAGAAGAAGGCUGAAGUUACGAGAAGUCCAUCAGUGAAAAAUAGAAGCAAGCUCGACAGUAGCUUAGCCAAUUGGAUAACUAGAAGUUCAGCCGGUGGUGAAACUAGUGGUGGUAGUUCCACAAAUUCAAGCAGAAGACAAUCUCUUGAUAUGUUGUGGAGUGGCGGUACCGGGGAGCGCGUUAAGGAAUUACUCAAUCACGGUAUGAUGAUGCUAAACAUAUCCAGCUUAACGGAACGACGUUCCAGUGAGCCAAAGACAGUAGAGAGAGACAAGGACAAGUCUGAAAAAUCUGAAAAAUUGGAAGUUAAAGGGAAAAAGGUCCCAAGCCCGUUAGAGAAAACAAUGAGCUAUCUCAACGCCGACGAGGAGACGUCGGACAGCGAAAGUUUAGCUAGCGUGGAGAUGCUAACGGAAGAUCAGAUCUCUUCACUCAUGAUGGAGCCGGACAUGAAUCAAGUAUGCCAAGAGAUUCUGGGAACUCCCCUAGUCGAAGUAUGCCCGCUGUUGCAACAGUUACAGCAACAAUAGCCUUAUCGCGGAGGAAUUUGCACGACAAAGUGGCAAAGAUUCAACAAUAGAAAGUGUUCAAGAUCAUUAUAAAAUGGUAACACAAUUAAGAUACAUCUCCUUUCCGUUAAGCUACUACAUACUAUCAUGUUACGUUUCUGUCUGUUGCGUGUCGUAACUUAUAGAUUUUUCUAUUAUGUGAUAUAGGGCAAAGUAAAGGUUGUAUUUCUGUGUAAUCGUCAUAUUUGUUUUCGCGAAGACAUUUUUCAUGGGUUUUACUCGGUAUCGUCAAGUUAAUCUGUUAGUUAGAAAAAUGAUGUCUAAUGCUUAGUAAAAAUAUACUCGAUUGAGGCUUUUAGUCAAUACAGAACUUGCGUUAAAAGCGUCUCCGUUAACUUAAUUCCUCGGGCACUACGAAGCCUAAUGUCAUCUUUUGUGGAUAUACGCUUACACGACGCAUCUCAGCUUGGGAGGACGUUUCCGAAUUAAUUCUAUAAAAUCUUUCUAACACUUAGGAUUUGGUAAAACUAUGAAACAUCAUUCGCUGAGAAAGCAAUAUGUAGUUACUUUUCUAGGACAUUGCGUAGUUUAAUCUAGAUACUCGUACAUAAAUUUAUUCCGAGUCGCAAUGACUAUUUUUUGCUUGCCUUUAUAUGCGACUGCUCACGUUAAAGUCUCUCGGAGCGUUUAACAAAUACAUUAGAAUAUUAUACAGCGAAAUAUCAAACGAUCUAGAGAUUCUAGAGAAAUUGGGUGAACGAAACAGGAUGCGUUCACCACGCUACGUUCGAAGAUAACUGAUUACGAUAAGCACUUUGUUUAUUUCUUUCUCUCUCUCUGUCUCUCUUUUAUCGAAAUACGAUCGAUUGGUCCAUUAAGUACUCGCGAAGCGUACCGCCGAAAGAAACAAAACUUAUACAAAAGUUACAAGUUGCCAAUUAUGACUGCGAUGGUCAGAUUAUCUAUAAAACGCGGAACGAACUGUACAUAUAUAAGCAUAGCAUAAUAAUACAAUUCUAAACGUAUGUAAGUCUGUGUGCAAAACGUACUGUCAACAUCACAAGUACCCUCGAGAGGUACUCGUUUUGAGUUUCAUUAAUUCCAGCUGUACGUUCGAUCAGCGACAGCACGUUUUGAACACAGAUGAUCGGAACUCGCGGCUUCGGCAGUCUGUUUCAUAUACGAAGUUUCGCGACAUAAGUAAGACGAUAGUAUUCACCGCAGUCAGAUUCAGCAGGAUAUUUUUCAAUAUUUUUCGCUGCGACGCGAUAAAGGGACGACGCGUGUCUAUCGAAUAAAUAUCUUACGGCUGUCCCGAGAUCAUUGUACGAUAAGCGAGAGGAGGACGACUCGAAUAUUAUACAAAUUAUCGUAAAUAUUGCGGAGUAGUUUGGACAGCCGAACGAUAUCCGAUCAUGAUAAUAAUAGAUCGCAGACGCGUGCUCGAGUGGAUUUAGGCACUCGAGAUGAGUGAGAUUUAAGCGUAGCUCCAUCAUUUUUAUUGCCGCGUAUUGUGAUAUAGCUCUUAACGAUUUUAGACGUUUAGUUUUGGAUUAUCCAAUUGUCGGACGAGAACAUUAGUGCAAAGGAUGCAUACAAUAUGCUAUUUAUAAAGAGUAAUAUAUACAUACAUAUACAUAAUAUAUGUAAAUUAUUUAUAUAUAGAUUAAGUUAUAUAUAUACACAAUAUACAGAUCCUAUUUAUUUUGAGCGUAACUUUCUGUAAACCGGCGUUAAUUGACACAAUUCAUACAGCGUUCGUCAAUUUUUAUAAGGACGGUGGUAAUUGUUGCUUUUUAACAGGGAAUUGUUUUACGAGACGUCGCGUGCGUGUGUGCGAUUUAAUUGCAAUUAAGCGUCGGAAUUAUUUAGAUAUCGCGUUUCGAAAAUGUUGCAGCGCAUACGCGCGCGCACACACACACACACACCGAUGUCGUCCUUGGUGAAAAAAUUUCUUACAUUUUCUCAGCAAUUUGGUAAGAAUUGAGACUUAUAAAAAAUUCUGAAAAAAAAUAUAUAACAUUUCUCAGAUAUUUUCAGAAAUAAUUAGACGAGAAUUUUCGGAAUAUUUCAGUAUACGUAUGUAUGAAAAUUUCUAAUAAAUUGCAGAUUUUCUCAUUUUUAUUCAGAUUUCUACAAAGAUAUGCUGGCGAG